Molecule: messenger RNA, 2309 nt
Organism: Striga asiatica
Lineage: Eukaryota; Viridiplantae; Streptophyta; Magnoliopsida; Lamiales; Orobanchaceae
Source: the annotation of a GenBank genome assembly
CUGAACUAUUUAAAACAACCGGUGGCAUAUAUUUUUUUGUGAUUGAACUCUGCUAAUGCUCUAAGCCGUUCUUCCAUGUGUCAACAUCCUAUUGGUGGAAAAUCCGAACCUAACAACGUCCAUAUAGGGCUAAUUGGAGAACUCUGUCAUUUCUCCAAAAAUCAUUUUAGGGUUUAGUCUCAAUAACUCCACCGUCCAACGACGCCCCCAACCCAGAGGCGGAACAAAAUGUCGUCGGACUCCUCGCCGCCGGCGCUGGACGGGCUCACCCUGAGCGACCCCAUCAAGGAGUCGGAGUUCUCCCAGCGUGUCCCAAUCCAAUCCAUUUUGAGCAGACCCGACAAGGGCGCCGGGUUGGCCGGUCAGAAGGUCCGGAUCGGCGGUUGGGUGAAGACAGGGCGCGAGGCGGACAAGGGCAGGUUUGCAUUUCUCGAGGUCAACGACGGGUCGUGCCCGGGGAACCUGCAGGUGAUUGUCAAAUCCGAGGUCUACAAGCUGAGCGACGUUGUUGCCACUGGAACCUGCGUGCACGUCGAGGGCCUGCUUAAGUCACCGCCGGAAGGGGUCAAGCAGAGGAUCGAGCUCGAGGUGGAGAGGGUCAUUGAUGUCGGGACUGUGGAUGCGGCCAAGUACCCGUUGCCCAAGACGAAAUUGACGCUCGAGUUUCUCAGGGAUGUCGUGCACCUUCGCCCCAGAACCAACACUAUUUCUGCAGUUGCUAGAAUCCGUAAUGCUUUGGCAUAUGCAACGCACACGUUUUUCCAAAAGCAUGGUUUCCUUUAUGUCCAUACUCCAAUUAUUACGACCAGUGAUUGUGAGGGCGCUGGUGAGAUGUUUCAAGUCACAACCAUAAUCAAUGAAGCUGAGAAGAUAGAGAAGGAUCUGAAAGAGAAUCCUCCUCCUUCUGAAACUGACAUAGAGGCUGCAGAGCUUGUUGUCAAGGAGAAAGGAGAAAGAGUUGCCCAGCUAAAGUCUGCUAAGGCAAGCAAACAAGAGAUUGUUGCUGCUGUUUCUGAACUCACUAAGGCCAAAGAGAACCUCACGAUGCUAGAUGGGAGGCGUAAGCUGGCUGAGAGACUUAAAUUUGGGGGUGGUCUUCCCAAGAAGGAUGGGAAAAUUGAUUAUGCAGAAGACUUUUUCGCUAGGCAAGCAUUUUUGACCGUAUCAGGGCAGUUGCAGGUUGAAACAUAUGCGUGUGCUCUCAGUAGUGUGUAUACCUUUGGGCCAACAUUUCGAGCAGAAAAUUCCCACACUUCGAGACAUCUUGCUGAAUUUUGGAUGGUGGAGCCUGAAUUAGCUUUUGCUGAUAUACAAGAUGAUAUGAAUUGUGCUGAGGCAUACGUGAGAUUCCUCUGUCAGUGGUUACUUGACCAUUGCUAUGAUGAUAUGGAGUUCAUGACCAAAUUCAUUGACAAAACUGCCCUCCAAAGACUUGAAAUGGUUGCCAAAUCCAAGUUCCACAGAAUAACUUACACCGAGGCAGUUGCCAUUCUUGAGGAAGCAGCUAAGGUCAGGAAAUUUGAAAACAAAGUGGAAUGGGGAAUUGAUUUGGCUUCUGAACACGAAAGAUACUUGACUGAAGAGAAAUUCAAGGCACCUGUUAUUGUCUAUAACUAUCCAAAAGCAAUUAAAGCCUUCUAUAUGAAAGUCAAUGAAGAUAACAAAACUGUUGCUGCUAUGGAUGUGCUUGUACCUAAGGUGGGAGAACUUAUAGGUGGGAGCCAAAGAGAGGAGAAUUAUGAGGUUCUGAAGCAAAGGAUACUGGAGAUGGGUCUUCCUAUUGAGCCAUAUCAGUGGUAUCUUGACCUCCGAAGUUAUGGAACAGUGAAACACAGUGGUUUUGGCCUUGGGUUUGAGCGUAUGAUCCUCUUUGCAACGGGUAUCGAUAACAUUAGGGAUGUCAUUCCUUUCCCCAGAUAUCCUGGGAGAGCAGAUCUUUGAGUUCUUUAUACUUGUUAUACCUUGGUACCAGAUAUUAGUAUUACUACCUUCUGUAAGGUGAAGAAAGCUUUUACACUUAUUAGGAUAGUUCGAGUGUUGUCUCGAAAAGUAUAUGUGCCUUGGCGCCUGUUUUCGCGUGUAUUUCUCUUGUUAUUUUUCAUGAAAAAUUUCAGAAUUAUUUGAUUUCCUCCUCGUUAACUUUUGUGAUGAUCUGCUAUUUGAAAUUUGAGAUGGAUUUGCAAAUACAAGGAAAUGAUGAAAUGUAUGAAGGCGUAAUGAACCUUAAUGGUUGCUCUUUGUAGAUCCUAUAAAUGAUGCUAUGUUGACACAAUUUGUUGACGUAAUGGAUGACAUAAAUGAUGUGUAAG